Pieris rapae (cabbage white) is the source of this 3239-nucleotide messenger RNA. RefSeq lists its product as uncharacterized. The record is from RefSeq and is a predicted model, not a curated record. NCBI's taxonomy places the organism in Eukaryota, Metazoa, Arthropoda, Insecta, Lepidoptera, Pieridae. Bases 651 to 1463 code for a protein of 270 amino acids. The transcript has 5 exons.
GUUUCGGUUUUCGAACAAAGCUGGUGAAUUUUCCGGAAGUAUCUAGAAGACUGUAUUCAAAUACCUAGACACUGUCUAUUAUUUUUCUAAGUCUUAAUUUAAUUUAACAUAAAUCAUAUUUUUAAUUACUUUCCCAUAAUGCUGUAAACAGAAUUAUGUGUAUUAUUUUGGAGAGCAACAUUUCCGGUUUUCCGAACUUAAUCUCACCCUCCGCCCUAGCCCCUAGCUCCAAACCUCUAAGGCUUAAGCAACACUGAAAACUAAACGCCACCCCCACCCUGCUCCAUGUACUAAAUACUAAUAAUGGCAGUCAUAGUACAAAAUGCUAGUUUUUAUUUUAAUAUACAUUCCUAAUUUCGGGUAAUACAUUAUCGAGGUGUUUUUUGUUACGGCGAUUUACUUGAGUGUUAUUAUAUUUUAUUAAAUUUUAAACAAGGUUUCGUAAAGAAUUUAAAUGUGAAUAUUUUGUGUAAAGCAUAUUAUUUUAUAAAUUAAAAUUACUGUUAUUAAUGUAUUGUUUGUAAUGCUAUAUAAUUUGCUUGUUUAAAUUUAUAGUUAUACUGAUAAUAAUGAGAAUUGUUUGUUAAGUAUUGCAAAGCAAAAUAUAUAUAUAUAUUGUUUUGGGUGUAGUCUUGAACAAUAGCUUCCAAAUGCAUUUUUGGAUAGAUAAACGACAAAGCCAGUGUUAUAGUGGUCGUCAUAGGGUGCCAUCAUCUUUGUCUGCUGGUGGAUUGGGCCGAUCACGCGGCCGUGUUGGCGUGAGUGCGCCGGGAGGGCGCAAGGGUAUGGCGGCGCCUGUUCACCGCUUCGUGCCCGUCGACUGCGCUCCCAGGCGACCGCGAGUACCACGCGCCACUCAGUAUGGCCCUCCACCAAUACCUCAAGUGCACACAUCCAGGCGAACUGAGGAAUCAAUGUAUGUUGAAAUUCCCGUGGAGCCCCCUCAGCCCACCAUUGCCAGUCUGGCGGCGGCUCGCAGCGUCACCCCGGACACCCUGCUCCGUACCGCGGCCCUGGGACUCCAGCACUCCCCCAUGAUGGCACCACAUCUGAAGUUUGGCAUACUGGUGUCUCUCGCUUUGGCCACUAUCUUUAUAGCGGGAGCUAAAUACUACUUCGAUCGACAGAUGAUUCACGAAGCGGGCAGCAGCGAAGCGGGCGUGAUGUGUGCGGCGAUGGCGUGCGUGUGCGGGGCUGGAUGCGCUCUGUCCCUCUGUCGUCCCAGGGCUCCCGUGCCCCCGGCCUUUCCGCCCGACCGCGUCUCCACUACGGGCACACGAGAACGGAUGGCACCCUCUGAGCCCUCGGAAGACAUAUCUCUAGCCACCCUGCUGCAGAACUCGGAAGGAAGCGCCGGGGGCCCCUGCUCCCCCGAGGCGCCGCCGCCCUACCACAUCGCAGUUCUGCUGCCGGGAAGGGAGCAGCCCUCCCCGCCCCCGCCCGCCUACAGCGCUCUCAGCUAGCUGCAUUCUCCCGUCAGCCAGGAGUUUAUCAUAUAGAUCCAGGCUGCGGGACCGUCUUCCGAAGAAAAAUCAUCAGUUUCGGGAACCAUUUAGUUUGAACUAGAGUUGCCAGCUGAUCGACGUGAAGUGGCGAAAUACGUGGAGUCUCCAGGAGUUAUUAAGUAUUUAUUUAUUAUAAUUAUCUAUAGAUUUAUGUAAAAAAAAUCAUAAUUCUGGAAAAGGCGUUCUAAUACUACUCUAUAGGAAGUGCAUAGACGAUGAAAGAAAAGAGAAGAGUUAGAAUAGCGUCAUUCAUAGAAUAAUUUUGUGGUGUUUGCCGAAACCAAAUGAGCUGGCAAUUCUAUUUUAAACCCUUUAAUAUGAAUUGAUACAAUCUCACAUUAUGAUCAUUAUUUUUAACCUAAAAUUUUUGUGAAAUGUCAGUAGAGUGUGAUUAAUUUCCUUAAAGUCCAAUAUGAUACUUCAAAUAUCCAUCAUUACUUCUUAGUAAAAGCCAUACUCAUAGUCGUUAAUUAAGUUAAAAAAAAAUAUUUUAUCAUACAUGCAAUCGGAAAAUCAAAGUCAACCCUGAUGAACAUAAUUUCAUUCAUAUAUUUAGGUAAUUAAUUAUUAACAAUAAGCGAUAGUUGGAAGACUUUUAAGGACAGAUAUUAAAGUCUUUAUUCAUCUGUGAACUCAAUUUAUAUUAAACAUUGAAAUUCGUUCAAUUUGUAAACCUCAGAAUCGUUCAAAAUUGUUUUUAAAUGCGAUAAAUUAACACAAUUAGCAUUGUUGGCCUCACUUCAGCGUGUAACUCUCAUCUCUGAGGUCGUAGGUUUGAGCCUCGAUUGUGCAUGACUUUCUGUGUGCCCAUUUAAUAUUCGCUACAACAGAUACUGAAAUCUGAGGCCCAUACUUUAAGAAGAGUGGUAGUAUCACUGAUUUUAUUUUAAAUUAACGCCAAAGAAAACGGUACUAAUCUCAAAUCAUAAUUUAAGCUUUCGUUAUAUGUACAUACAUUUUUAAUGACGCACAAAAGUACCGACUAAAAGUUUACUUUUAACUAACCGAAGUUAUCUGCUACUCAGUCAGAAACAGUGGUAGAAGUUUAACCACAGAGGGAUGUAUUCCAUUUAACUCGUGGGAGAUGUGAAAGCGUCAAAUGUCAAAUAGAACGGACGUAUACGAACACUUGCAAAAAUGUUUCGAGUCCGGCGUAGUUAAUGCAUUGUAUAUAAGCGAUUUAGAAUGAGGCCGGAAUUGUGUAAGCUAGGAGUUGGGACCUUAGUACAUAUUAGAGAUGCGCCGACUACAACUAACACAGUUAUAUGUAUAUAUCUGUAUUAUAAAAUUUAAAAAAACAAUGUGGUUUGUGUGUAAUUCAAUUUACUGACUUAUUCUGUCAGACUUAGACUGACACGACUAUAUUGUCUAUCUCUCUCUAACGCGUACCGGCUCCACCGGCCGCUCUUACGCUACGCCACCGAUCUCGUCAGGGAGAUGGCAAUACGCAGUAUGCGUUCUGUCCCGCUCUAACGCUUAUUGGCUGCACUUAUUUUUGUUACGGAUUUUCUUGAUUCGGUCGCCCGGCUCAAAGACCGCGAUAAAAUGUAUGCAAUAGAUUAAUAACUUUGAUCAUAUUUGUUAUCUUAAGAAAACUUCAUCAAAUCAUAUAUUGUCGAUAAAAUUAUAUCGUAAAAUAAGAAUUUAAACGAAUUAUUUGGAGUAGUAAAUGAAGUACUCUGCGUAUCUCUAAUGAAUGUUAUGUUAUAUAUGUUAAAACAAUCGGCGCGGGCU